CUACACUCGCCGAGUGCAUCGUUCCCCCGUCUUAUGUCGCUCCUUAGAUGGAUGCGACCCCUGCUGUGAACACCGCCGUUUGUGAGCGAGUGGUCGCGGCUGUCAUACUGGCCAUCCAGCCGCCCAGUUUGUGGAGAUAGAUAACUUGGCUGCAGUGAUGGCGCUGCAGCUGAGGAACCGGGAUGCAGUGUACUACCAGAGUGCAGAAUAUCACAGGACUUAUACCUCAGCGACUGUUAGCAGCCAUUAUCUUUCCCCUUUGCCAGGUCCAGAGGCCAUGUUGAAGCCUACCCUCAGCCUGUUCAGCCAUCCACAGCAGCCUUUUCAACACAUGGACUCUGUGCACCAGCUGGGACCUCCGCCAAUGGUGCCUACACAGACACUCUGCCCACCACCAGUCGGCCCCACUCCUGCAAUUGGACCCCCAAAUAUGGCUCCCUCCCAGACUUUGGGGCCACCUCCCAUCACCACUACUCACACCUUGAGGCCUCCUGCCAUUGCUCCUCCACACACCCUAGCCCCACCUCCUUCCAUGAUGCACACCUUGGGUCCUCCGUGUCUAGACCGCUCACAAGCAAUGGUGCCUCCUUCCAUAGACCUCACACAACCACUGGGGCCUCCACCUCUGAACUGUGCACAUGCAUUGGUGACCCCGGUGCCUCCUGGAGCUAACAGAUUCCCCCUGCCACCCAGUCCCCUGUCCUCCCCUCUUACUCCAAGCCCAGAACCCACGCAACUGCAUCCAAGGUCUGGACCUCCGCUAAUUUCAUCCCAAGUGUGCGGCCUUAUUCCAUGCACUCCUGCGGAUCAGGCAGCCUCAGCCAGCGAGCAGCCCCAGGAUGAGGGUUCUCCUCUGAGUGGGGGAGAGCAGGAGGACUCUUUGGGCCUGGAAGAACUUUGUAAACCAUUGUACUGUAAACUUUGCAAUGUUACCCUCAACUCAGCUCAGCAGGCGCAGGCUCACUACCAGGGAAAGAACCACAGUAAAAAGUUGCGAAAUUUCUACGCUGGCAGCCAACAGCCUCCAGCCAUCAGAAUCCCUGAAGUGCUCGAGGUCUCUGGUCAGACAAACCUCAUCUCAGGAUCCAACGACGGCGAUACCGCAAGGCAGGCUCUGUAUAAAGGCCCCACUCGGGUCAUUUUGGCCACAGAGAAUGAUUAUUGUAAGCUGUGUGAUGCCUCCUUCAGCUCACUGUCAGUCGCACAGGCUCACUACCAGGGCAAGAACCACGCAAAGAAACUACGACUGGCCGAGGCGCAGCAGAACAACAAUAACAUGGAUGGGAAUAGCGAAGUAACCCCAAGAAGGAACAGGAAAGACGGCAGCGAGUACAGACUGGUAAAAAAUCGUCGUAGCCCUCAGCUACUUACCUCCUUGCAAGGGCCAUACUACAACCCCAGACCAAGGCAGCGGAUCCCCAGGGAUCUAGCGAUGUGUGUGACCCCCAGUGGACAGUUCUACUGCUCCAUGUGCAACUGUGGAGCGGAACAGGAAACAGACUUCAGACAGCAUCUGGAAAGCAAGCAACACAAAGCUAAAGUGUCUGAGUUAAGGUACCGAAACGAGAUGGAGAACCUGGGCUACAGCUAAGAACGCAGAGAAGAAAUGGGAACAAAGAAGGACGGAGGAAGAACACAAGACCAAAGUGGUAAAUGGGGGCAUUUUUAUUAUGGGAUUACUAUUAAAAUGCUGUUGGGAGUUUGUAUGAAAAACCCUCAUAUCAGAUACAAAAUGUUGGGUCUGCCAAGAAAAUUUCAAAUCUAAAUUAUACAAGAGACAUAUAUUUCUGAUCCACCCGUUUUGUUUUUUUUUUAAUUGUAACUCAGGAUCUCGGUACAUAAAAGGUUUUGCAACACAUGUAAGGAGAGAUCUACAGAGUGUGGGUCACUUAACAAAAAGCGGAUUGUGGUUAUCUUGUGUAAAAGUCAGAUCAAAUCUAAAGCACAACCAAUAUCAUGUGGGAGAAACAUGAAACAUGUGAAACAAAUCUGUUGGCCUUAGCUGACCUUCAGCAGUUCUUUGUAUCAGACUUAAUGCGUCACCUUGGCUGGCCUUGCUUGUGCCUUCUUUGGAAAAAUGGCUUAAGAGUAAUCUUCUGGAAAUGUAGUUAUGAUUUCAUUUUCUAUAUUCUUGGUCGGUUCUGUAUAAAACAAUGUUUAAGGCAAAUAUAUCAAAUUAUAUCAAGAUAUAAAGUGUAUUUAAAAAUAUAUACAUGCAUUGUGUUGAAUAUUAGGUAAAUGUUGAGCUAUUACACUGUAAAUAUGUAUUUAUUAUCAGGAAGACGUGUUGACUCAUCAGCACUAAUCACAUUAGUGGAUUUAGAUGGAAAUUACACAAGAAAAUAGUCAAAGACUAUAAGUAGGUAGUCAUAUUAACACAGAUUUGCCAUGUUUAUUGAUUUUGGUAUGAUUUAUUCCAAUCCCUAAGCUUAUUGGACAAUUUUGAGGAAUUGUUUUUUUUUUGACUGAACUGGUCCGCCAAAUACUUUUGGGUUCUGAUCCAUCUAGAGAGCAUUCACUUAAUAAACCAAUUUAGAACACUGAUAUAUAGUUUUUAUUUACAUGUAUUCAUCAUGGUAAUUUUGGAUCUUUAAUGAUGUGCUGUAGUAUUCUAUUUUUUGAUGAAAUAUCCUUUAGCACACUUUUUGUAGCACUCAACAAGCUCCAUUAUUCUGGCUGGAUAUUUGACCUCUCUUCUUGGCAGAGUUGGUAGUUCAUUCAUUUUCUGCCACUUAUCCUCACAAGGGUCUAUCCCAGCUGUCUGGGAUAGAGGUGGGGUACACCCUGGACUGGUUGCCAGCCAAUCACAGGGCACAUAUAGACAAACAACCAUUCACACUCACAUUCGUACCUAUGGACAAUUUGGAGUCAUCAAUUAACCUAGCAUGUUUUUGGAAUGUGGGAGGAAACCGGAGUACCCGGAGAAAACCCACGCAUGCACGGGGAGAACAUGCAAACUCCUCUCAGAGAUUUCCGAGGGUGGAAUUGAACUCGGGUCUCCUAGCUGUGAGGCCUGCGCACUAACCGCUCGUCCGCCGCCAGAGUUGGUCGUGUUUAUUUAAAUUGGCCAAUGCAUGUAUAUAUUUGAAGCUGUAUGUGUAAAUCUGAUUUUGUGUAAGGUAGAGAAAAUAUUACCUUGCAUAAUCAUUCCAUCCUGGAAAAAUACGAUUUCAAAUACAGUGGAAUCUCGGUCAUUAAUUUGCUUCACCUAAGGGUGCUCUAGACUUGUGUACCAGUCACUGAAAAUGUACAAUGUAGACAACAACUUAUAAAGAUGAACACAAAUUCCCCCAGAAAGAAAAUCAUAUUCUGAUUUUAUUCUGAUUACAAAAUAUUAAACUAGUUACCUUAAAGUUACCUUUACUAGUUAACUUUUACAUUAAUAGACGCCUAUUUAGCCUGUUCUCCAUUUGUCCCUAAUUUCCCCCAAAAUAUUUCUACUCUAUUUUAUACUCUGUAGUUUCACAUGCAGAAAAUAAUGUGAAAUGGACUUCCGGUACAUCCUGUUGAGAUUGACUUCAAUAGUGUUUCUCACCAUCAUUUAUCCAAAUUGCUGGUACUCCCAACUUUCUUUGGCCCCAUGACGAGUUAUUUAGCAGUUGCACUGAAAAAAGUGAGUCAUCAACAUGUAGGGUGCUCUCGAUUUUGCGUAACAAUACAGCAUAAGACAGACGCACCCGAUUGUUACAAGAUAUACGAAAACUGGGGGAAAAUUUUAGCAAAUCAUACAAAAACUAAAGUGUACAAAAAUAAAUGGAGGGACAACGUUGCAGUGAUGAGUGUAUGUAAACUUGUGACUGCAACUGUACCUAUAGUGAGAAGGUAGGUUAUAAAAAAUUAACUAGUGUCAAAACACAGUCCUGCAGGGCUGCCCCCAUCAUCACUUGAAGUAUUGUGUGUUGUAAAUAUUAGCCAUUGCUAGUGGACACUUUCAAUAGCUGCAAUGUUUUUUCAUACACUCAAUAUAAGGGAAUAUAAUAAGGACAAAGAAGCUGUGGGGGGUAGGAGUUACAAGACAACAAACUACUGAACUGUUUUUUUUACUCACUCAUCGUAAGAAAAACGAGAGGAGAGGUCAAUAACCAUGCCCACUUCUAGAAUAGGCUUUGUCUUAGUGAAAUCACUGGUGGUAGCACGUCAGAGCAUUGAGAACAUCUUUGGAUUCUAUAGGGCAGAGCUUUGUGAAAAAAAAAGUAGAUUCGUUUUUGGGAACAUUUGAGCCUGCAUGAGGCCACAAGAUGACUUGCAAAAAUGUGCGGUAAUUGAUUGUAUCUUUUGCAUGAACUUGAAAAAGUACUUUUUUGAGAAUGGCCUGUUCUUUUUGCUAAUUUGAAUUAUUGAUACCACUAAAAACAUAAUUAGAAGAGAAAAAGAAACUAACCUGUCUGUAUUGAUGAACAUCAUUUGUUGUCAACAAGCUAUUGUGGAAUAAUUGAGAGCAGUUCAAAUCACAAAACCUGAAGGUAUAUGCUAAAUUAUUGUAACCAUCAGGCUCAAUAGCUCAGUGGUAGGCCAUAUUUGCACUGAAAUAAGGUAUAGUAUAAUUUUUUUGUUUAUAUUACAAACUUAUUUAUUGAGAGGUUAAUUCCACACAACCAUCUUAUUUUGUGCAUACAUUUAAAUGGUCUAUAAAGAACUAUAAAGCCCAAUAUGAUGGAGAUUGACAUGUACUGGGGCAUUAGAAUUGUCAUGAUGUUGUUGUCCAUAAAGAAAUAUGCCACUCAAUGAAAAUGUGUUUUUUGUACUGAGAAUCAUCUGCACUCACAUUUACACCAUUACUGAUGUAAUUACAAAAAUAUUCCUUUUAUUAAUAUUGAAUCCUACUUUGCAGAAAUUCACGUAACCAAUUAACGGUGAUAAACAAGGGACAACUGUACAGUACUAGAUAAAUACUAAUCCUUCAACACUAACUGAAGUACACAUCUUAGUCUAUUCAAUA
This is a messenger RNA of Doryrhamphus excisus (bluestripe pipefish), 4939 nucleotides long. RefSeq names its product zinc finger, matrin-type 3 (gene zmat3). Lineage: Eukaryota; Metazoa; Chordata; Actinopteri; Syngnathiformes; Syngnathidae. The record is from RefSeq and is a predicted model, not a curated record. Gene Ontology annotation, molecular function: zinc ion binding; nucleic acid binding.